GAUUGCCAUGAAUUAUGGAGUAAGAAACAACGGAAGGAACGGCGUUCCAUUAAUCCUCGAACCCAGCAGUUUGAAGGCCAGGAGUCAGAAUUAUCGGCGUGCCCUCCUGCACCUACCGCAACUUUGCAGUAUGAUAGGCGGCGAAACUCUCCAUCUUCUAAUGGCUAUGUGAAUCCGUCCUCCAUUAAUCCUAGCCGGACGGAAGCCGUUGAGCAAGCUAUAGCGGCUGUAUUGCAAACGUCCGACACUACACAGCUGAUCAGACUACUUCAAUAUACCAGCGAAGCCGAUGAUGCUGCUAUUCUCAGCAGGCUUUCGCAGUCUGCUCAGUUCUCCUUCGUACCUGGUGAUUCGCGUCCCAUAAAGGAAAGAUUGCUCGAUGUCCUGUCGAAUAGAGCUCAUCUUGGUGGAUUGGUGCCGUCUGGAGCUAUAGACCUUAUGGACAAGAUGCUACUUCUCGAUCCAAAACGGCGAAUUUCUGCAAAAGAUGCUAUUAGUCAUUUUUGGAUUAAGAACUUUGAUUAUUCUACAGUUCCUCCAUUGAGGCUGCCCCAACAUCAGGAUUGCCAUGAAUUAUGGAGUAAGAAACAACGGAAGGAACGGCGUUCCAUUAAUCCUCGAACCCAGCAGUUUGAAGGCCAGGAGUCAGAAUUAUCGGCGUGCCCUCCUGCACCUACCGCAACUUUGCAGUAUGAUAGGCGGCGAAACUCUCCAUCUUCUAAUGGCUAUGUGAAUCCGUCCUCCAUUAAUCCUAGCCGGACGGAAGCCGUUGAGCAAGCUAUAGCGGCUGUAUUGCAAACGUCCGACACUACACAGCUGAUCAGACUACUUCAAUAUACCAGCGAAGCCGAUGAUGCUGCUAUUCUCAGCAGGCUUUCGCUCUCCUCUCGUACCUGGGUCAUUCGCGAAUCCACGAACAAGGGAAAGAAUUGCUCGAUGUCCUGUCGAAUAGAGCUCAUCUUGGUAGAGUCCCGUCGUCGAUGGGUUUCGUUCCUGGACAUGCUGGAAAUGUUCUGCAGCAAAUUUCUACAACUGCUAAUCCCAUUGAGAAUUCUAAUGUCUAUCGAGGUGUCACUCAUCAUCCACAACCACCACCUUAUAGAUGACAAGGGCGCUAUGUUCAUGUGA
Molecule: messenger RNA, 1128 nt
Organism: Cooperia oncophora
Lineage: Eukaryota; Metazoa; Nematoda; Chromadorea; Rhabditida; Trichostrongylidae
Source: the annotation of a GenBank genome assembly